CCCGCGAUCGUGGCCACUACCCGGCCUGCCCUGCGGCAAGAUGGCGGCCUGAAGGCAUCGGGCAGCGGCAGAAAACUCAGAUCAGCCUUUCCACAGUUCCUAUAGCAGCAUCUGCCCCAGUUUCAGCCGAAGACCCAGGGGCCCCAGGGAUUGGAAGACAUCACAGUGUCUUGGAAAGAAGAAGAGGUAGCGACUUGCCCCAGCCCAACCCCAGAGCGGAAAUAAUGACUGGUGCAGGGACUGUGGUGAAGGAGGCCUCUGUGACAUGUUAGCCGAAUCUGGACUCUCUUCAUGAUUCAACUCUGGUUGAAGCCUCUGAUCCCUGGACCAGCUCUCUCCCAGCCCCUUUCCUUGGAGCCUGUGAGAAUAAGCUCCGGAGUUGGGCUGCUCACAAACCAAGCUGUCUGUUUAUAUGGAGUGCCUGGAGGGCGUCUGCCAUGAGUCUGUCGCUAACCAUGCUAACCAGGAGAGCUGGCUGGUUGGGGAGAAGACACUAACCCUGGCAGCUCAUCUGGCCAGAAAACGCUGGGAAUAUGUGCUGUGGGGCAGAGGAGUGGGGACUGAGGUCAAGAUGAAGCAGGAGGAGCUUGUAGGAUGUGUGACAACUAGAGGCUGGGCUGCAGAGCAUGGAGGCCACUCUCCUACAGGAGCUUUUGGCUAGAGGAAGUGGAGGGGCCGUGGGAUGUGGAGAGCCGAGGGCUAACUCUUGGACAGCGGAACAGAGAGAGCUGCCGACAAACAGACGCAGGUUGAGGAGCACCCAACUCCCAGAAUGACCAGUGCAGCCCCUGCUAAGAAACCCUACCGCAAGGCACCGCCUGAGCAUCGGGAGUUGAGGCUGGAGGUUCCUGGAUCGCAGCUGGAGCAGGAGGAGCCCCUGACUGAUGCGGAGCGGAUGAAGCUCUUGCAGCAGGAGAAUGAGGAGCUUCGCAGGCGCCUGGCUUCAGCCACCAGGCGCACUGAAGCUCUGGAGCGUGAGCUGGAAAUCGGGCAGAACUGCCUGGAACUGGAGCUGGGCCAGAGCCGUGAGGAGCUGGACAAGUUUAAGGACAAGUUCCGCAGGCUGCAGAACAGCUACACAGCUUCCCAGAGGACCAACCAGGAACUGGAGGACAAGCUGCACACGCUGGCCUCUCUUAGCCACAGCUGGAUUUUUGCAAUCAAGAAGGCUGAGAUGGAUAGGAAGACACUGGACUGGGAGAUUGUGGAGCUGACCAACAAGCUGCUGGAUGCCAAGAACACCAUCAACAAGCUGGAGGAGCUCAAUGAGCGGUACCGGCUAGACUGCAACCUGGCUGUGCGGCUCCUCAAGUGCAACAAGUCUCACUUCCGUAACCACAAGUUUGCUGAUCUGCCCUGUGAGCUACAGGACAUGGUUCGGAAACAUCUGCACCGUGGUCAGGAGACUGCCAGCCCAGGCCCUGCCCCCAGCCUGGCACCAGGGGCCGUGGUGCCCACCUCAAUCAUUGCCCGGGUGUUGGAGAAGCCAGAGUCUCUACUGCUCAGUUCGGCCCAGUCGGGCAGUGCUGGGCGCCCCUUGGCUGAGGAUGUCUUUGUGCAUGUGGACAUGAGUGGGGGUGCCUCUGGCGACCCAGCCAGUUCCCCAGCCGCUGGCAGCCCUGUACCCCAACCCAAUGGAGAGUGCCGCUCUUUGGGUACUGCUGGGGGCUCCCCAGAGGAGGAGCUGCCCCUGCCCGCCUUUGAGAAGCUGAGCCCCUACCCUACCCCAUCUCCUCCACACCCACUGUAUCCUGGCCGCAAGGUAAUAGAAUUUUCUGAGGAUAAGGUGCGAAUCCCCCGUAACAGCCCCCUGCCCAACUGCACUUAUGCUACCCGUCAGGCCAUUUCCCUGAGCCUGGUGGACGAAGGGAGUGAGCAGGCCCGGCCCAGCCCAGCACCCAGCAGCCCUGCCUCAGCCCAGGCCUCGCCCCACCACCAGCCCAGCCCUGUGCUCCCAACACUCAGUGCCCCAGCCAGCUCUGCCAGCUCUGAGGAAGACCUGCUGGCCAGCUGGCAGCGGGCGUUUGUGGACCGCACUCCACCACUUGCCACUGUGGCCCAGCGCACAGCCUUUGGACGGGAAGCACUCCCUGAGCUACAGCGCCAUUUUGCCCUUAGCCCCCCUGACAGAGAUGAGGAGGUUCAGGCACCUUCAUCCCCACCCAGUGGGAGUGGGCUUUUGCUGCCAACAGAACUUGACUCUAGCCUUCCCAGGGAGGAGGAAGAGGAAGAGCUGAACCUGCCCAUCAGCCCUGAGGAGGAGCGCCAGAGCCUGCUGCCAAGUGAUAGUGGCCCAGAGGAGGGGCCUGGCACUUCCCACACUGAGGGCAGGGCCUGGGCACUCCCCAGCUCCAGCCGCCCCCAGCGUAGCCCGAAGAGGAUGGGGGUGCACCACCUGCACCGCAAGGAUAGCCUGACCCAGGCCCAGGAGCAGGGCAACCUGCUCAACUAGGACCCCUGCUUGCCUGCCUGCCUGCCACUGCUGCACUGGGACUGCAGGGAGGCCCUACCCUGCAGCUCGGGGUCCCCUUCCCAGCCCAAGGCCUUGAACUCUCCCCCAUGCCCGCACAGCUCUUCCUGUGUGGGUGGGGUCAGGCAGUGGGCCACACCAGGCCUCUCAGCUGCACUGACUAUAACUGGCACCAGCUUGCCUCAUGGUUUUUCCUGUUUCUCCUUGGAAUAUUUAUUCUCCAAAGGUAGCACACAGCUGGGCUCAAGACCUUUCUUCCAGUCAGCCCAAAUUGGGCUGUUCUGGGGAGCUGAGGGUUUAUUUCAUCAGUGUUCUCAUGCCACCCUCCUUUCACAUCCACAAGCUGUGUUGUGUUUUUUGAGGUGGGGGCAGUGUUGUCAGGAUUACUAACCUCCAAUUCCUAUUUUCUACUUGUUUCCCUCUUCCCUCAAAUCUGUGCUAGCUGUUGCCUUCAAGGGGCCCUUGGGGGAGGAGGGAGAGGACUGACUCAGGGCUCCCCUCUGCUGGCUCCAUCCUCCCUCUGGAAGGGAGUAGAGGGUGGGAUUCAGGGGUCUCAAGCUGGACUCAAGGUGAGGCCUGGCCCCCUCCCAACCUUGGCUCUAGACUGUUACUCCCAGCUUUGGGAAAUUUUCUCACUGAUGACUAUUUUAAAAUUAAAUAAAACUAUUUUACCGGUA
Messenger RNA from Manis javanica (Malayan pangolin), 3147 nucleotides. It is a transcript of the gene TJAP1, whose product is annotated as tight junction associated protein 1. Gene Ontology annotation, cellular component: trans-Golgi network. Gene Ontology annotation, biological process: Golgi organization. The record is from RefSeq and is a predicted model, not a curated record. NCBI's taxonomy places the organism in Eukaryota, Metazoa, Chordata, Mammalia, Pholidota, Manidae.